Molecule: messenger RNA, 2866 nt
Organism: Coregonus clupeaformis (lake whitefish)
Lineage: Eukaryota; Metazoa; Chordata; Actinopteri; Salmoniformes; Salmonidae
Gene: pex16
Product: peroxisomal biogenesis factor 16
Exons: 11
Coding region: 548-1564 (338 amino acids)
Biological process (GO): peroxisome organization
Cellular component (GO): peroxisomal membrane
Source: RefSeq, a predicted model, not a curated record
ACAAUAGCAGCUAUGUUGACACUACCAUGUUGAUCUGAGACUUGCUGUUGGAAAACCACUACAGUGUCCGACUGGUGGCUGUCGCUGACGCGCCUCCCUGACUUCACUCGCCGACUUUAGUCUACAGUCGGCUUCGCAAGGCUUACUGCUCGAACACACCCAAAAUGUUUGCCUUCAGCGUCCUGUGCAGUCAAAUUUCUCGCUCACAGGAAGGGACGCCGUGAGUGACACUCUUUUCACGCCACUUCGAUACAGCUAUGACCGGAAGUGGUUAUCGUAGCAGGUUAGGAGAGUGUUUUCGCCAACCCUAACCACAGAUAUAGCAAUGUUAUACACAUAUUUGCCCUAACCCCUUUCCUAACAUUAACCACAGUCUCAUAACCUGCUACGUUAAUUCUAACGUGCUACGAAAAAGUCACUUCCGGUCGUAGCUGGAUCGAAGUGGCGUGAAAAGAGUGUUCCUCGUCACAGGAAGCAGACUGCGGAAGUGUUGUAGAAUGUGUAGGUGAUCGUUUCAGUAAAUGUUUUGCUUUAGCAGUUUAGUGCAAUGUCUAAACUGUACACUGAGAAACUGACCAGGCUCUACGAGCGGUAUCGGGAGUACGUCACGAAGAACCCUGCAAGGACUGGACAACUGGAGAGCACCGUAAGAACGCUGUCGUACCUCAUUUCAGGGCGAUUUACUGACUCCCACGAAAUCUCUGAAUUGGUGUACUCUGCCUCCAACCUGCUGGUGCUGCUUAAUGAUGGCAUUCUGCGCAAAGGGCUGUGUCGCACCCUACCCAUGUCUCUCUCUCAGCAGAGGCUUCUCACCUGGCUGUCAGUGGUGGAGUACAUGGAGGUGUUCCUGGAGAUGGGGGCCACCAAGCUGUGGGGGGAGGGAGGUCGCUGGCUGGUCAUAGUGCUCAUCCAGAUCACUAAAGCCAUCCUGCGCUUCCUACUGCUGUUCUGGUACAAAUCUGGCAUGCAGACUUCCCCUCCUAUUACCCCACUGGACAGGGAGGCACAGGGAGGCAACGAUGAGGACCAUGAUGACCACCAGGAUGACACCUCCUUCGUGGGACAGCGGUCAGGGAGGGUGAUGAGGCCGUUGGGCAGUGCCCCCUCUCUGCAGGCUCGUCUGUGGGGAGCCCCCAGUAGGGAGAAGAGGUGUGGUGUGGAGGAGGAUCUGUUCUCUAGUCCCACUGCCCUGGGGGUCCAGGAGACCAUAGCAGAGUCCAUGUACAUCGGACGCCCACUGGUACACCUGCUCUGCCUGGGAAUGUGUGGGAGGGGCUCCUGGAAACCGUGGCUCAUCUCUGGAGCCAUGGAGAUGACCAGUUUUGGUUUGAUGAGUGACACUAAAUCUCUGAACCGGCGGGAGAGGGCGGAGCUGAGGAGGAGAGCCUUUCUGCUUCUGUACUACCUGCUCCGGUCCCCUUUCUACAACACGUUCUCUGAGACAAAAAUCCUGUUCCUACUCCGAUUUCUGGCAGACUACGUUCCUGGCGUCGGGCUGGUUGCUCGCCCUCUAAUGGAUUACCUACCCAUCUGGCAGAAGAUCUACUUCUAUAACUGGGGCUGAGGGCAGGAGGUGGAAGGUCAGAGGUCGUUGAAGGUCACCUGGCCAACUGGAUAGGGAUCGACACUAAAGAGGGAGACCCUCAGUAAAAUACUAUACAGAGCCAGAGACACACAGGGAUUCAAGUCCCCACAGACCCGCUGGUUAAUCUGCUCUAUUUCACCUGGGACCCUCAAAUGAGAUCAACAUGCAGUUCUGUUGCUAGGGCAUGCCAGAGUACCUUACGGAUCCUUCUGUUCUGUUGCUAGGGCAUGCCAGAGUACCUUACGGAUCCUUCCGUUCUGUUGCUAGGGCAUGCCGGAGUACCUUUUGCAUUCCCUCCUUGUUCUUUCAUUUUGUAAUUUGAGUGAUUUCUGUCAUCUUCCAUCAGACUGAUCUUGAACCAGUGAUUAUAUUAUGAAUUGAUGCUGACUGUGUGAUUUAGUUUUCUCCUUCUGUAAACUAUACAUUACCCAGUGGUGUUAUUGACAGAGUUGCAUGAGAUAUCUUUGGCACCACUGGUGAUGAUCACCCUCUCGUCAGUCAGUACUGCGGUUUUUCGCUGCGAACAAUCUCUCCUAAACCUGACUCCAGUUAAACAACACACUGCUACGGCUAGCCCCGAUGGGUUCUGUGCAGUUGGACCAACAGGAUUACAGCUAAUGACUUUGAGGCUGAUUGAAGUUCUCUCUAUCGGGGCAUCCUAAUAUUUCCUUUCUCCUGAAGUGUGCGCGUGUUCACUCCUGCCCACAAAUCUAAAAGCAUUCGAUUGGCAGAGGCAUGGGCUAGUGGGAGUGUCCACCAUAUUGUGUAUACUAGUCACUUCCUUUAAGUCUGUGAAGGGAAGUUAAAUGCACACUUCAAGAGGAAGGAGAGAUCAUUGGGCCAUAGCCUACAUUCCCCUUCUGUUUGUUAGACAAAUGAACAACGCCUGUGGGACAAUAUGAAAUGAAACAUUUGUAUGUUAAAUAUGCUGUAUUCUCAUAAUUAUUGAUAUUAACUACCCAAUUGUGUUCCUAAUAGAUUGUUACUUUGAUAGGGGUGAGAAUUAAGAAUCGAGACAGGUCAUUUCUGCCAAUGAGCCAUUUUUGUAGUUUAUCCAGACUACUUGGAAGCAACCAUCUGGAAAAACAUUGAAAUCAGGUUGUUUUCUCUUGUUGAAGAUGAUUGGGGGAAGUGGAAUGUUGUGGCUCCGAGUGCCUUUCAAAAGUUCACUUACCAGAUGGGGGGAAAUGAAGUCUAAUGUACUUUAUUUCAAUUAUGUGGGAAUGUUUUUUAUAAAUCCUACAAAUGUGUUCAAUAAAUCAUCAGAAUAGUAAUCUGGCA